Molecule: messenger RNA, 3584 nt
Organism: Gasterosteus aculeatus aculeatus (three-spined stickleback)
Lineage: Eukaryota; Metazoa; Chordata; Actinopteri; Perciformes; Gasterosteidae
Product: von Willebrand factor A domain-containing protein 7
Source: RefSeq, a predicted model, not a curated record
GUGAAUACCAUAAAGAGGGCAGUUUUAUUCAUUUUUGUCUUUCGUUUCGCAGCUACAACCAUUUUCUUCUCGCGGACUAUUGGAACUGCGGCGCCAUUCACACCGGCAGCUGCCACUGAUACUUCCCUUUAUCUACUCCAGGUGAAAUCCGGUGAGCACAAAAGGCCCACAAAGUGGGUCAAACCACAAACCAGUGCAAUGUCUCCCAAUUCAUUCAUGGUCCCAGUUUGACGGGUUACUUUUGCAAAACAAACAAACGUGCAUGAAUCUAAAGGAACCGGUAGAACCGGUCCUGCAGCCUGCAUACCGAGCUGUGGAGCGCAGCACAGCUGGUCUUUGCACAGUGUGCUGAAGUAGAGGACAGCGUCCAUACCUAAGCAGAUUGUUCACCCGUUGAGCAGCAAUGUCUUCAGGGUUUGCCGCGUUGUGUUUCCUGCUCCUGCACACUGGAGCUCUGGGCUUCAGGAUAUUGCCGGGAAGCUCUCUGAGUCACCAGGAAAUCACCAUGAUGGCCAUUUUAAAUUCCACCGUGCAGGUUUGCCGUGCGCUGGCCCAAGCUGAGGGGACAGACUUCACUUUUCCAGCACAGCCUUUCACUGCAGAGGCGGUUGCUGUGGCCUGCGGUGAACCAAAGUCCUCCAAGAACUACCGCCAAGCCAUUAUAUUUAUCACGCUGAGGAACAUACGGGUGGACAUUCGUCAUGCACUUAAUGGAAGCUUCCAUUUUGAUGAAGAAUUGUUUGUGCAAGGUCGGAACAUCAUCACCGAGGGAAUAAUGGUUGUGAAAGCAAGCAACAAACAGGGAAACUUUGAGUCGGCCAGGCAGAAAAUGGGAGAGAUUUUACAUCCCUUACAGGACUUCUACAGUCACAGUAACUGGGUGGAACUAGGAAACAAAUUCCCAAAUGCUAAUCUGAUCAGAUCGGACACCAGCAUUGGUAACCUAGCAGAUAGAAACAGGGCGACGUGUCGCAACUGUGAUGGAGACGACUGCAGGAACAACAUCUUGGCUGACAUCAUCGAGGAGAAGGUACUAACCUCUGGGUAUUUUGGUGUUGUGCCUUUUGCCUCGACCAAACCAAAGGGAAAAUGCAGUCACGGAGGAGCAGGUGAUCAAACAAGCAAAAUUGAGCCUAAAGGUGGGAUCAACAAAGACUCUUUUGAUGCCAGCCACGGACACCUCCACCCUGACGCAGCAAACCUGGCGAUUGCUGCAACUAGUUGGCUGCUGGAGGACAUUCGAGGGGCUGCUGGUGACCGACCGUUCCUCCAGAUGUUGGGAAUCUCCAAAGGGUCCAGUAAAGCGCUUUGUUUUGUGAUCGACACCACGAAAAGCAUGAGCGACGACAUCGAAGCCGUGCGGGCCGUCACCUCCUCCAUAAUCGACAAUGAAGUCGGGACGGAAAAUGAGCCCUCAGCCUACAUUCUAGUACCUUUCAACGAUCCAGAUUUUGGACCGAUGACAAAGACUACGGACCCAAAGGUCUUCAAGAAUGUCAUCAAUUCACUAUCGGCAGCCGGUGGAGGGGAUGAGGAGGAACUGAGUCUUUCAGGGCUUCAGCUGGCCUUGACGAGGGCGCCGCAAAAUUCUGAGGUGUUCCUCUUCACGGAUGGACCAGCUAAAGACAAACACCUGAAAAGCACAGUGAUCGCGCUCAUAGAGCGGACGCAAACAGUGGUGAAUUUCAUGAUUUCCGGCACAACAGUGGUCAAUCGUAGGAAGAGGAGUAAGGACAACCAGAACCUUGACCGGAUCGCGGAAUCGGAUGCUCAGCUGUACAGAGACCUGGCUCAGGCUUCAGGAGGUCUGGUUGUUGAAGUCUCAAAGACGGAGCUCCCUGAGGCCACCAGCAUCAUCACACAGUUCUCCAGGUCCUCUCUGGUAACCCUGCUGCAGGCGGCCAGGAGCCCGGGACGGACCGACACCUUUUCUUUUACGGUUGAUGGAACAGUGGAAAACGUUAGAGUCUACAUCACCGGGCGCUCUGUCACGUUCACGCUCACUAGCCCCACAGGGGAGCAAAGCACUGACACAACAGGACCGUUGAUCACUGCAUCGCAGUCUGUGGGGAACCUCAAGACUCUGCAGCUAAAAAGUCAAGUUGGACUGUGGAAAAUGAAAAUGGAGUCAACUAAUCCGUACACUCUUAAGGUCAUAGGUCAGAGUCCUAUUGACUUCCUGUUUGACUUUGUGGAGGCAUCACAAGGCCCUUUCACAGGAUAUGAUUCUCUUGACACUCGUCCCAGAGCCGGCGUCAACGGCAGCUUGUUGGUGACGUUAACGGGAAGCGACUCGGCCACGGUGACAGAGGUCACUCUGGUCGAAUCGUCCGGGUCGGGGGAGGUCAAAGGAACAGUGGAGCCACGGGGGGGAGGAAACUUCUUGGUUCUCGUUGACGUGGUGCCGUUGGUGGAGUUUGCGGUGCGGGUGACGGGGCGGGAUGGCGGUGCAAUAGUCUUCCAACGGCAGUCAUGCACCAGCUUCAGAGGCUCCAAUGUGACUGUGAUUGCGGAUUCCAAUAGCAUCUUGGUACCAGGGACCCCCUUCUCCGUGCCCUUCUCAGUGUUAACCAGAGGAGUAGGAGGAAACUUCACCAUCCGAGCCACCAUCAACCAACCCUUCGACUCGACCUCUCCGACAAACGUGUUCCUGGAAACUGGGGUCAGCGCUAACGACACGGUGACCCUCUCGGCACCUCUGAACACCCGGUCUGGUGACGACGUCACCCUGACUAUUGAGGCCGAGGCUCCCGGCGGCGAAGACACAAACUACGUCGUGCUGCGCAUCCCCGUCGUGAACACGGUGACGGAUUUUACUCCGCCGCGGUGCGAGCAGCUCGGCCUCAAAGCCAACUGCUCCGCCAACUGCAGCUCGUCGACGUGGGAGCUCUCCGUUCGGGUGACUGACGGGGCGGAAGGGACGGGCGUGGAGCGAGUCAGCCUCAGACGGGGCAACGGGACCUUCAACACCAGUCCGGCCAGCGGCAAUGAGAACAUAACACUGGUUUCCUACGUCUCGUCGUGCUGUGAGCCCGAGGUGGAGCUGGUGGCUGUGGAUCGAGUGGGCAACGUGGGCACCUGUGUGUUCUCCUCUUCCCCAAAAGUCACUCCCUCACCGCUUCUUCUCCCAACCGUGGUGCUGCUGGGACUCCAUAUGCUUUCCAAACUGGGCAUCCCUUGACUCCCGGUUGAAGUUAUAAUUGGGGCAGCAGCAUGUGUAUUUUUUUUUUUUUUAAACGUUGAAUAAAUUGACUUUGUACUGUAAAAUGGGUCAUCUCGGGCAGCACUACUUUAUGAAAUGUUUUCGCUCACUGUAGGUGUUACUGGGAUAUUUUUCAUAUGGUUCAGUCACACUGCUUUUUUGGGGAGGAAACUUAAAUAAAUCCACUGCAACCGAUGGCUGUGUUUGUUUAAAUGAGAGGCAGGAAUGAUAAAAAAGCUGUGUUUUUUACAAUGUGUCGAAUGUAUAAUUCUUUCCAUAAAAACAAUUUUCUGCAUAUGUUUCCAAUGAAUUACUAAUUGAAAAAUUAUUAUUUUAAUUAUUAUUAUUAAGAGGGACGUAAUAAACGUUCAUUCGAGUGUGA